Molecule: messenger RNA, 2304 nt
Organism: Eruca vesicaria subsp. sativa (arugula)
Lineage: Eukaryota; Viridiplantae; Streptophyta; Magnoliopsida; Brassicales; Brassicaceae
Source: the annotation of a GenBank genome assembly
AAGAAGAAGAAGAGAUGUCUUCUUCGUCUCGCAGCCUACACGGUUGCGAUGUCGUCUUCUGAUGAAUAUUUUGGAGAUUUAUUGUCCCGUUUCAGGCAAAGCUUAUGGGAUCUGAAGGGUGUGGUGGAGUUAGGGUUUCGUCGAAUAAAACAGCAGACAACAACUGUGAGAAGAUUGACCGUUCAAUUAGUAAAAAAGGAGGAGGGAGUAGCAGUGGGGUUUCAGAUCCAUCGCUAUGGAGGAAGUUAAUGCACUCACACGACUUUGUACAUGAUAGGCUUACUAAACCCCGAGUUGAAACUUCUUCUUCUUCCGAGCCUCAGAACAACGGUGGUUAUAUACCGAGUCCUGAAAGUGCUGAGUCUUCUAGGAAAAGAGGGAAGCUUUCGAGGAGUGGUAGUAGUAACCUUACUUCCAAAAGGUCUAGAUUGAUUCUUUUAGAUGACACUGUGAGAGAGAAUGACUCCAAGGAGAUGUGUGGUGGACAAGGAUCUACUCACUCAGAUAAACCCUUAAUAGUGAAGCAAAGGAGCAGCUGUAAUGGCAAGCGGAGUGAUAGGAGGAACCCUAAAGUUCCCACUAGAACUUUUUCAACCGUUAAUACUGCCACUGGCGAGAAUGCAUUUUUCGGUGCCUAUGGCUUGAAGCCUGAAAUAAAUGAUGUUACCAAACUCGUUGAAGAUUUGUCAUUGAACAAGCUUCUUGAAGGCUCUUAUGAGUGUCCUUCUUUGGGCAAAGACAAAAUGAAGAAACCGGAGAAUAGUAACGACACUUUGCUGAGUGUAGUCAGAAAUGUUUGGUCUGUUCUUCCAACUAGAAGGCCUGUUCAAUCACAAAGCUCUGCUGAAUUGGACGCUUGCAUUAGCAGAUCCCUGGAGUCGCCUAGCUCUAUCUCUGCCACUGUAAAUGGUGAAAACAGCGUUAAAGUAAAUGCUCUUGAUGGAGAUCUAUCCCCAUCUUCUAAGGAUCAUUGUGUCAAUGCUGAGAUUCCUUCCACACCUCUUAAUUUUCCAUUAUGCGAGUCUAGCGUUGUAUUGAAAAGAUUAGGCCUUCCUCCGCCGAAAGAUUUAGACACUCUGCUCCAAGAUGCUUCAAAACCUUCUCAGAACUCUAAGAACAUGCCAGAUCAGCAGCGUUCAGCUAAACAACCACCUCAACAUGGCGGAUUGCCAUAUUUCCCUUGGUCACAGGCUUAUAAUGCGAGCUCUAGAACCAACUCAGAAGCUGCAAAGCUUCUUACCGGAAAAACACUUUGUCAAGGACGAUGGCUAAGAAUAGCCGACACUUCUAUAAGCUCCAACGAGAGUAUAACCGAUCUUUCCGCAAAUCUGGAUUCACUCACUUUCAACCAAAGCUUAGUCCUUGCACUACCUUUUGCUGGAACUAAGACCUCUCAGGCAAUUUUGGCUAACACCACUUCCUGCCAGUGUGCAGAAGCAUCUGUGUCUACCUUUCAAAAAGCGUCGUGUGUUCCUACAGAAGCAGAUGGCUCUCGAGAUGUUCAAGACGAUGCUCGAUCCUGUCCUCAGCUUCUAGCAGCUGCUCAAACACUUUGUGACUUUGCAGUCCAAUCCGGAAACCACAGCAAUCCAAACGGAAUCCUCAGGUGGCCAACGAAGCUUUCUCAGAAGUCAAUGAAAGCCCGCAAAUCCAAACUAAUAGAAACGCCUCUUGAAAGACACCACGGAACAACUGAAUCAUCCUCCUUACAUCUUAUCUCAAGCAGCAAGAAGAACAACCACGUUAGAAAAGAUUCCGCAACAGUGCAUAAUCAUCAUGAUCGUCAUCAUCUUCCUAAGCCUUCAAAGAGACUUAAACUAUCGACAAUGGAGAACAAGAACGGAUCAUUCCCAAGCUCAUCCUCAUCUGCAAUAGAGUCACAUAGAAAACAUUCAUCUUCAAGCAAGUUCAAGAAUCAUUCCCGUAUGAUGAUGCCACCGCCUCCACCACCAACGAGAACACUCCAAAAGUCUUCCACUUAUCCUAAGAAAGCUCGGAGGUUUCCAUGAAUAGGUUGAUAGAUCCAUAUAGAACCUAUCAAGGGGGACAAAAACCACGUCUUAGAGUCGUCUGUAGAUAUGAAUGUUGUUACGGUGUAAGGUAAGUUCUUCUCUAUUUGCACAGUGUAGGAGGUGCAGAAGACCAUAUAUAGUUUAUAUAUGUAUUGCCUUCAAUGUUGUAACAUUUUUUCUUUCGUUUGUAGUUGUAGCCACACAGUUCUUUAAGGUCUGUUGUGUUUAAAGAUUAUUAAUUCUACGAGGUUAAUGAUAUAAAUCCCAACUUCAGUAUCUUUGUAUUAGUUAU